AUGCUGUGUCUAAAACUCACCCACAUUUUCAAACGCUUUCCCUCCUCUCUUCUAUUCUCUACAUAUUCAACUUCCAACUACCUUAACUGUUACCUCAACUACUUCCUCUCUAACCAAACCUCAACGCUCCAAUCUCUCCUUCAAUCUCAUGCUCUCAUCAUCGCCAGUGGCAACUCAAACAACCUGUUCAUAGCCUCAAAGCUUAUCUCUCUCUAUUCCUCUCUCAACAAACCCACUUCUUCCACCAAAGUGUUUGACUCAGUGUCUCCCAAAGACACAUUUCUUUGGAACUCUGUGAUCAAAUCCCACUUCUCUAAUGGCAAUUACUCUCAAGCCCUUGAAUUUCAUCUCCAAAUGCGAGCAUUUGAUACCCCACUUGACCAAUUUACCAUUCCAAUGGUUGUUUCUACUUGCGCUGAGUUGAUGUUGCUAGACCAUGGCAAGAACAUUCAUGGGUUGGUUUUGAAACUCGGGCUCUUUGCGGGGAAUUCCGCGGUUGGGUCUUCAUUUGUGUAUAUGUAUGUCAAGUGUGCUCAAAUGGAUGAUGCAUAUCUUAUGUUUGAUGAAAUGUGUGUUAGAGACGUGGUUGCUUGGACCGCACUUGUGAUUGGGUAUGUGCAGAAUAAUGAGAGUGAGAAGGGUUUGGAGUGUCUUUGUGAUAUGCAUAGCGUGGGUGGGGAUGGUGAGAGACCGACUUUUAGAACAUUAGAAGGUGGGUUUCAAGCUUGUGGGAACCUGGGUGCUUUAGUUGAAGAGAAGCUCUUUCGUAGAGUACCUGAAGCAAACAAAGAUUCUUGGAACAAUAUGAUUUUUGGCUACAGUAUGGUAGGGCUGGAAGCAAAGUGCAUAGAACUGUUUAGAGAGAUGCAAUGGAUUGGCAUUCAACCAGAUUCAAAUAGCUUGGUCUCUAUGGUUUCUUCAUGUUCCCAACUGGGAGGCACCUAUCUUGGCCGUUCACUUCACUGCUACAUAAUUGAACAUUCAAUGGAUGAAAAUGUCAUGGUAGUUAGUUCACUCAUGGACAUGUAUGUGAAAGCUGGCAAUUUGAAUAUUGCAUGGAAAAUAUUUUGUGGGACACAGAGGGAUAUCAUCACAUGGAACACAUUGAUCUCAUCUUAUACUUAUUGUGGGCGCUAUGCAGAGGCUGUAGCCCUCUUUGAAGAUAUGAUUUCAGAAAACUUGCAACCCAACUCAGUAGUGCUUUCGGCUUGUUCUCAUCUUGCAUCUCUUGAGAAAGGAGAAAGGAUUCACCAUUACAUUAAGGAAAGAGGGAUUGAGUCUAAUAUUUCUCUGGCCACUGCAUUGGUUGAAAUGUAUGCAAAAUGUGGGCAACUUGAAAAAGCAAGAAAAUUGUUCAACACAAUGAAAGAGAGGGAUGUAAUAUCUUGGAAUGUGAUAAUCUCAGGUUAUGGAAUGAAUGGUCAUGCAAAAUCUGCUAUGGAGAUAUUUCAGCAGAUGGAUAAAUCAAAUGUUAAACCAAAUGGACUCACUUUCCUUGCUCUUCUCUCAGCUUGUGCUCAUGCUGGGCUCGUCAAAGAAUGGAAGGGUCUAUUUAAUAGAAUGCAAGACUAUUCCAUAAAACCCAACUUGAAGCAUUAUGCCUGUAUGAUAGAUCUUCUAGGAAGGUCAGGUAAUCUACAAGAAGCUGAAGCAUUGGUCCUUUCAAUGCCAUUCUCUCCUGACGGUGGGGUGUGGGGUGCUUUGUUAAGUGCUUGUAAAAUUCACAAUGAAAUUGAGACCGGUGUAAGGAUUGCAAAGUAUGCUAUUGAGACUGACCCAGAAAAUGAUGGGUACUAUAUAAUGAUGUGCAACAUGUAUAAUUCUGUUGGGAGGUGGGAGGAGGCUGAAAGGGUAAGAGAAAUGAUGAAUGAAAGGAAUGUGGCAAAGAGAGCUGGUUGGAGUACACUCUAG
Messenger RNA from Quercus robur (English oak), 1911 nucleotides. RefSeq names its product pentatricopeptide repeat-containing protein At4g39952, mitochondrial-like. Bases 1 to 1911 code for a protein of 636 amino acids. Gene Ontology annotation, biological process: RNA modification. The record is from RefSeq and is a predicted model, not a curated record. Gene Ontology annotation, molecular function: protein binding; RNA binding. The transcript has 2 exons. Lineage: Eukaryota; Viridiplantae; Streptophyta; Magnoliopsida; Fagales; Fagaceae.